AAUUGUAAUGACGAAUUUGAUAAAUUAUCACUUUGAUUUCUUUUGUGCUGGCGCACCUUUAAAAGCGUUUAAGCAGUUUCUUCGACGCCGUCGAAAUACAUUUAGUUAGUGUGUUUUUUAUAAUAAAAGUGCAUUCUUUGAAUGAUGAUUUUGAACCCGACCAAGCACAUUGCAAACAGGCUGACGCAUAAACCUUAACGCGCUUUUCUCUUGCUCUUACACAAAAAAAAAAGAAAAUAUAAGAAAAAAAACGGAUUUCAUAGUGUAUAAACAAUUUCUAUAUUGCAAUCUACAAGAAGGGGGAAAAAAAACAAAUAAAAUAAUAUGUUUCGAACGCAAUCAAAUGUGUUGCGCAUUAGUGUUGGGACUAGCUAAAUUUAAAGCCUAAAAAAGGAGAAGAAAUCCAAAAUAAUGAUCUCUGAAUGUGACACCGAUACAGCCAGCAUGGUGGCCCAAGUGGACGAUGACUCUGAACUCGAAUCCGAAUUUGUGGAAUUAAAUGAGAAAUUGAGAAGGAUCACUUUCGAUGUGAUAGCAUCCCUCAAUGAUGAUGGCUUCCAGGAGCGGAUGCGACGAUUGCUAAUGCAAUAUGAGCAAUCCGUGCGCAUCUCAUUUGAGAUUUCGAAGCAAUGCCCGCAGAGAAGCCGCAAGCUGGCCAGAAUGUUAAGCGGACAGACUGAAAUUAUACACUCGAUAAGUCGGUGCAUGCAUCAAGAUCGAAUCUAUUGCCAUCGUAUGUCUAAUAUUGUGGCCUACUAUAUAUCCAGUGAACUGUGUGCCGCCCAAUCACAAGUGGAGCGUGAGGAAUUGAUUAUAGAUCGUAUCAAUCUGGCCUUGAAAUCGUAUGUGCCUAAAAGCAAGGAACAUCUGUUAAGGACUUUUGUGGCUAUUCCCUCGCUUUUUAAUCGGGUGAAAAUAAUGACAACAUUAUACAGCCAUUUAUUCCCGCAAUGGACCAAACCGCUGGCCACUAACUCUAAUGUGAUUAUUCAAGCGGAACUGCCAGAUAAGCUUUAUAUUGAAUAUGUUGUCAUAUUCUACUAUUGGCAAUGUCUAGAACGUAAUGAAGGCAAGCGUGAGGAGAUUAUGGACUUUGCUGAGAAAUUUAUGCGGCCAGCAAAAACAUUGAUUCUAAAUACAAUGUAUGCCAAAUAUUUGCCCCGGUACACAGAGAGAAGGACGGCUACUCGAUGUAUUUUAAUGUAUUUGAGGAAGAUUACCUGCACCCAUUUGCAUAUGGCCAGCAAGAGGGACAAUCGCAUGCAGCAGGACACUGAAGUGAUUCUCUGUUCAGAUGAUGAGGAUGAUAGUCUAGUGCCAUACUUCAGCUCAACGGCACAAAGUGCCAACGUAACUCCGCCCGCAUUUUUACAAAAGAUCAUUCAGAAAUGCCGUCAAAUGGAACCCUGCAAGCGAGCCACUCUUCUGUUUAAGGGUAUCGAUAGCUCUAUGGAAAUUGUAGAUAUUUCGGAUUCCGAUGAUGAUGAUGUGGAAAUGUUUGAAGUGGAUUUCAAUGUGCCUACACAUGUGGAUGCUGCAACUGGAACAGGAUCAGGUGGAGGAGUGGGAGGAACAGCUGUCACAUCAAUAGAGGAUGACUAUGUGCCUAUUACUCGUAUCUAUCCCAGCAAUUUGCGUACAUAUCAGCGGGCCACUAGCGGAGCACCGCCUCCAGUUCCAGCGCCUUCACCAUCUCCUGCCAUACACUAUACACUGCCCCGCAUAGUUAAUAUAUAUAGUUGUCGAGAAGAUAGUCUGCAUAUGGUAACAACAACGACCAACUCCACAACCUGCCCACUUGUUCCCCAUCUCAUUGAUCAAAGUGUACAAACGGUUGUGGAAGAGGACGAGGAGGAGCCGCUGCAAGAGCCGGCAGAGGAGGAAGAAGAAAUGCUGCAGACUGAAAUGGAUUUAGAACCCAAUGACAUAUCCACUUCUAUACUCUAUACGGGUGAUUCUGCGCCAACAACACAAUCAACCACACAGCAACAGCAACACCUACUAUAUUCGACCCAAACGCCAUUGUCCUCGAGCACUCCAAGCAGUAGCAUUAGGAGCGGCAGGAAUGGUUCAUCUAGUCAUAAACAGGUCACAUUUAGUACUCAACAUACGGAAGCCAUAAUUACCAAUAAUAAUAAUAAUAACUCAUUCAUCUUCACCUCAAAGAAAAAGAAGCCUGCAAUCAAAAAAUACUCUUCUCCUGCCGCCUCAUCGACCGAACGUCUGAAAUGGCAAGCAUGUAAAGAUCACUUGUUGGCUGGUGACCGAAUGUUUGCCAAAGUUUUGCCUACUCCACCCGCCUCUAUACAUAGUUCAGUUGCCAGUCCGCAUUUUCAACGCAGUCGUACAUCCACCGAUACAAUCAGUUCCAUUGACAAUGACAAACUGGAAGCCACCAUGCGGUCAUAUUCAUUCAAACGUCGUGAGUUCUCCAAAGUGGGCAAGGAGGAUGUGCGCUUCUAUAAUGAAUUACUUAGCCGGCAACGGCAGGAGAUGCGACAACGUCGCGAGGAUAAUGGUCAAAAUCACUAUAAUCGCCAUUUAAGACGCGAGGCCAUACAGAAAGCGAUGCAUUAUAGAGCUCAAAUUAAACAAAGACUUCACGAUAUCAAGCAACUGGAGCAAUAUGUGGAAGUCAUUAGGAAUUACAAUGAGAGGGAAUGCGUUCGACCUGUGUGUGUAAGACUGAAACGAUGUAAACUCAAGAAGACGACUCCAACUCCACUGCCAAUGCCAAUGCCAGAAAGUGUCACAAUGAUGGCUCAUAAUAUCGAGCAACUAAUGGUCGACUGCCAGCAACAGCAACAGGAGCAGCAAGAUCAGGAGGAGGAGGAGCAGCAGCAGCAGCAGCUACCUGUGCGCUUGGAACAUCCCGAGCCACUGCAAAAAAUAAAUGCCUAUCAGAGGCGACGACUGAAGACGACUUCCGGAUUCGAGUUUGCUGACAAUUAUGUUAAAACGAAAUUGGAUUUGAGAAAGCGUUGCAAAUCAAUAUGUGCAAUAAGUAUGCCCACAAGGCAACAGCCAAAGAGACGAUGCAAAAGUUUUUGCCUACUAUCUAUGGUCCAGUGAGUGUCCACAUCACAUCCGCAAAAGGGUUGGUUACCACCCUUUCUCCCCACCCCCCUUUUGUUUUUUGGCUGUUGUGUUUGCCAUUUUCAAUCAAUUCACCGCCAAUCCCCGCCACCUGGAGAGAUGCAUCAAAGCAAUCAUCAAUUUUGGGAAAUGCCUGCGAUUUUAGAAUCUCUGAAAUUUACUUUAAAAAAAAAAUUAUUU
Messenger RNA from Drosophila willistoni, 3276 nucleotides. RefSeq lists its product as uncharacterized. The record is from RefSeq and is a predicted model, not a curated record. NCBI's taxonomy places the organism in Eukaryota, Metazoa, Arthropoda, Insecta, Diptera, Drosophilidae. Bases 412 to 3072 code for a protein of 886 amino acids. The transcript has 6 exons.